AGGCGGAGCUUGGACGAACAGGGAGGCGGGGCCGAAAGUUCUUAACCCAAGCUGGGGAAGAAGCAGUUUCAGGUAUAUGGCAAAGGUCCCCCCCACAGUUUGUCUUCACAGGAGGUCUCAGCAUGAGACAGCAGCACUGGUGUGGGAUGACCGCCAAAAUGGGCUCCGUGUUAUCAGGGGUCUUUACCAUCAUGGCCAUCGACUUGUACCUCAUCUUUGAACGCAAGUACUUAAUGAAAGGCAAUUGCACUGAGUUAUCCUCACAGAUCAAGGGUACAGGGAUGCUGGCAAAGCAAGCCAUCAUCUGCUGGAGUUGGACAAUCGUCUUCUGCCUUUCUUUCAUCACUCUCAUCAUCAGCUGCUUGCUCCUCUACUCAAUAUACACCCAGAUAUACAGGGGCUUGCUCAUCUAUAUCAUCUGGAUCUUUUUCUACGAAACCGUAAACAUUGUAAUACAAAUCCACACCAACGAUGACUCUAACCCGGAAGAGGUCAGAAUCCUGCGCUGGUUUGGUUUGGUAUCCCGUACACUGAUGCACUGUUUCUGGAUGUUCUUUGUCAUUACCUAUGCCUACGUGAUCUACAAAAAUCAAAGCCCCAGCAAUAUCAUUUCCUACAAUAGACGGAUUUCGACGGGCAGUGGAGAGUUCUCAUGGCGGAAAGCAAAGAUAAUCAACUUGACCCGCCAGUAUAAUGAAUGAUGUUGGCCCUUUUCUUUCCCCUGAGGGGUAGAUCUCCCCGGUUCUCAUGGUUCAGUUUCCAUCUCUUUUACUUUUCAGCAAGUAGAGACUCUACCGCCGCCGCUCUUAGGAGGGAAUACGGAGAGAAAUGUGAUCAUGGUCACAACUGGAACAUCCUGCUCCUUGAGGACGUUUAAAGGACAUGGUUCUUUAUCAAGUGCUCCUUGCUUUCCCCUUUCCUUUUCUUGUCAGUGCCACCUUACUGGUCAAAAUGAAGAGGGCAAGUAAUGAAGUGAAGCUGAAUCGCAGCCUGGCCAUUCUUUCAUCUUGGUAUAUCUUCAUCAGCCUUCAACCCACAGCUCUCUGGCUUAACGCUGGGACAGGCAAAUCUGUAUUUAUAUUUCAGAUUGUAACACAAAGAGUAUUGUUGGUGCCUUGAUGUGCCCUUGUGCUAUGGGUUUUCACCCUAUGUCCUCUAAAUUAUAUUCCAGAAUAAAACUAGAGGAAAA
This is a messenger RNA of Sus scrofa (pig), 1189 nucleotides long. It is a transcript of the gene TMEM217, whose product is annotated as transmembrane protein 217. The record is from RefSeq and is a predicted model, not a curated record. Lineage: Eukaryota; Metazoa; Chordata; Mammalia; Artiodactyla; Suidae.